CUCUAUCUCGCUCUCUCCAUCAUCUCUCUCUCUCCUUCCAUCAGAGGCUCGGAUAGUUUUCCCUCUUGCGCGCACAGACACAAUCUCACUCUCUCUCUCUCCCACCCCUCCCUCUCUCUCUCUCUCCAUUGCUCACCCUUUCUCUCCAUCCUUCGUUCUCUCUCUCCCCUUCAGCUCACCUCUAGCCAGUCGGCGUUGACUCUGCGCAGGAGAAAGAUCACAUCUCCGGUCUUCAGGCUCAGCUCCAGGCGCCCGUUCCCGUUGAAGUCGAAUAAGGCCUGAACACACACACACACACACACACACACACACACACGGCAAGCGGACAGCAUUGUGAGUACACGCGAGCCAAGAUGGCGAUGCAAGACUUACUCAAAGCUGAUGACAUCAAGACGGCCCUGGACACAUUCAAAGAUGCUGACUCCUUUGACCAUAAGAAGUUCUUCGAGCUGGUUGGUCUGAAGGCCAUGUCUGCAGAGAAUGUGAAGAGGGUUUUCAGAGUCCUGGAUGUUGAUGCCAGUGGCUUCAUUGAGGAAGACGAGCUCAAGUUUGUUCUGAAAGGCUUUUCCAAAGAUGGCAGAGAUCUGACUGAUAACGAGACCAAAGCCUUCCUUGCUGCAGCCGACAAGGAUGGAGACGGAAAGAUCGGCAUCGAUGGUGAGAGACAGACAGACCAGGAGAGAGUUUGAAGCCAUUGUGCACGAGUGAACAGGAAAACACCUGGCAACCCCAAACACGUCCUCCUGUCCUGCUGUCCCCGUCUUUAUUUAAACCUUUUUUUUUUUUUAUACAGAAAACACCCACAUCACCUGCCGGGAAUCCUGCUUUCUGUUUUUCACACCUCCCUUCCCUUCCCAUCUCUCUCUCCUGUUCUUACUCUCCUUUUCUUUGUUUCUCGCCCUCCCCUUCCCCACCCCACCCCCUCCUCGUCCCCUUGGAUAGAGCCGGUAAAACAGUGAUGCGCAAAAAAAAAAAUUUAAAGACAACAAAGUGUGACGACAAAGCUGUGAUAAAAGAAAACUUGAGAGAGAAAUAAAAUGAA
Neoarius graeffei (lesser salmon catfish) is the source of this 1042-nucleotide messenger RNA. RefSeq names its product parvalbumin 7 (gene pvalb7). Lineage: Eukaryota; Metazoa; Chordata; Actinopteri; Siluriformes; Ariidae. The transcript is spliced from 5 exons. The record is from RefSeq and is a predicted model, not a curated record. Gene Ontology annotation, molecular function: calcium ion binding. Gene Ontology annotation, cellular component: nucleus; cytoplasm. The coding region runs from base 354 to 689 and encodes 111 amino acids.